CACAAAUUUUAGGGCAAAAAUUGUAUUUUCUAAACUUUUUUGCACCAACCGUCCAUCUUUGAUUCACUGUCGGUACACAAGGCCAUUAUAGUCACUUCGGUACACCAAUCAGAAUUCAACACACAGAAAUCUAGCAAAAACUGAACUAAACUUACUUUCGAUUCACCAGUUCAUCAAUGUUCUCUCCUUUUCUCUUCUACCUUAACCAGAUCUUGGAAGUCAAAACCACUUAAGAACUCACAAGAACUUGCUAAAAUAAUGAAAUUAGCCUUACCUGAUACAGGGCCAGAAGAUGAUUCAAGAAAAUUUCAAUCUUCUCUUUAAUGGAAAAUCUUAAAUUUGCCUUUUUCUUCACUCUGGUUUGGCUCAUCAUUUCUCUCCUUCCUACGUCACUCUCCAUAGGGAUUAAGGUACAACAGGAUAAAGAUGAGCCCUAUGUGGGUGUGAACAUAGGCACUGAUGUGUCUAAUUUGCUUUCACCUGCAGAUUUGAUAGCUUUUUUGCAGUUACAAAAGAUAACCCAUGUUAGAUUGUACGAUGCUGAUGCUGGGAUUCUUAAAGCACUUGCAAAAACUAAGAUUAGGGUCAUUGUUAGUGUGCCCAAUAACCAGCUUCUUGCCAUUGGGUCGUCCAAUGUCACCGCCGCCACAUGGAUUGGCCGCAACGUGGCGGCAUACUACCCAGAAACGCUCAUCACCGCCGUGGCAGUGGGUGAUGAGGUGUUGACCACUGUUCCAAGUUCAGUUCCGAUGCUUAUGCCAGCAAUUGAGUCACUUUACAGUGCUCUUGUGGCUGCAAAUUUGCAUAACCAAAUCAAGAUUUCAACUCCAAAUGCUGCUUCAAUUGUUCUUGACCCUUUCCCACCCUCCCAAGCUUUUUUUAAUCAAAGUUUGAGCUCUGUCAUUUCACAACUAUUGCAAUUUUGUUCUAGGACCCAGUCGCCCUUGAUGAUGAAUUUAUAUCCUUACUAUGUGUUUAUGGAGAAUAAGGGUGUUGUGCCUUUGGAUAAUUCUUUGUUUAAGCCCUUGACACCCUCGAAAGAAAUGGUUGAUCCUAAUACUUUGCUGCACUAUACUAAUGUUCUUGAUGCUAUGAUUGAUUCAGUGUAUUUUUCUAUGAAGAAUCUUAAUGUCACUGAUGUGGUAGUUCUUGUUACUGAAACGGGGUGGCCUUCAAAAGGGGAUUCGAAGGAACCUUAUGCUACAAUUGACAAUGCAGACACAUACAAUUCAAAUUUGAUUAAGCACAUCUUUGAUCGUAGUGGAACGCCAUUGCAUCCGGAAAUUACUUCUAAUGUGUACAUAUAUGAGUUGUUUAAUGAGGAUUUGAGGUCUUCACCUGUGUCUGAGGCGAACUGGGGACUAUUUUAUGGGAAUUCGACGGCUGUUUACUUGCUUCAUGUGUCGGGGAGUGGUACAUUUUUGGCUAACGACACAACGAAUCAAACAUAUUGCAUAGCCAUGGAUGGCAUUGAUACAAAAACAUUGCAGGCUGCUUUGGAUUGGGCUUGUGGACCAGGGAGGGCAAAUUGCUCGGAGAUUCAGCCAGGGGAGAGUUGUUAUCAGCCUAAUAACGUGAAGAACCAUGCAUCUUAUGCCUUCGAUAGUUAUUACCAGAAGGAAGGGAAUUCUCCUGGUUCUUGUGAUUUCAAGGGUGCAGCCAUGAUCACCACUACUGAUCCAAGUCAUGGCGGUUGUGUAUUUCCUGGAAGUAAGAAGCCUAGCAAUAACAGGACGAGCCAGGUAGUGAACUCAACAGAAGUAAGUAGCGCAGGCACAAUGAGAUUGAUCGGCUUCCAUGGCACUGGACUGAGCGUAUUCAGCACGGGUUUAUACUUGCUCUCUGGUAGCUCUUUUUGGUUGUUUUGUUAUUCAUUCGUUCCAUGAUUAAAUGUAAAGGUACGAAUAAAUAUUGAAGCUUUUGUUUCGGCUGAAUUCUUUCCCUCUGUCACUGUGUUUCUUUAUAUUUUUGGGGGGACACGAUUCA
Molecule: messenger RNA, 1986 nt
Organism: Olea europaea var. sylvestris
Lineage: Eukaryota; Viridiplantae; Streptophyta; Magnoliopsida; Lamiales; Oleaceae
Product: glucan endo-1,3-beta-glucosidase 1
Exons: 4
Coding region: 324-1886 (520 amino acids)
Biological process (GO): carbohydrate metabolic process
Cellular component (GO): plasma membrane
Molecular function (GO): hydrolase activity, hydrolyzing O-glycosyl compounds
Source: RefSeq, a predicted model, not a curated record